UUUUUAUUUGGCAUCCCAUGGCCGCAACGAGAACGUGGCGAGGAGCUUCUAUUCCUUCUCCUCUCGGCUCCCUCUCCUUUUCUUUCCUAACCCCCCUCUCCCCGUUUAUUGUUGUUAUUUUUGCCUAGCGCCAUUAUUUAUUCUCAUUAUUCUUUCCUGAACAAGCGAUACUCGCUGCUUCUCUCUCUCUCUCUCUCCAUCGUGAUGGAUCGUUUGCCAAGAAAUUUCCCUUUCUUGGCAUCAUCAUCCAUUAUCUCUCCCUUCUCCUCCCUGAAUCUUUUUCUCUCCUUCGCAAAUGAUAGAUGGAUGGAUAGAUAGAUGACCGAUCCCGUAUCGUUCCCCGAAGUUUUCUUGAAUCCCACUUGUUCCCUUCUUUGUUCCUCGCGAUGCCGGCGGCAACAAAAUUCUCCUCCUCCUCCUCCUCCUCCUUCGUGGGGGCCUAAACCCUAGAGCACAUAUCCGAGAACCCUGUAUAUAUCCCCCUCGCCUCUUUCCUCUCUCCCAGGCGGUUCCGGUUGCGGUCGCGGCGGCUCUCCCUCUCACUCAACUCAGGGUCUCCGCCACAGAUGGGUUCAGUGAAUGGUAGAUCGGACAAUGAGUUUGAGGAUGAAAGCCUUGUUAGCCCUGACACGCUUGCUAGGAAGUCUCUUGGUUUGGACAGAGGCCAGCAUGGUACCCUUUCAGAUGCUGAACAAGAUUUUUCUGUAAAAUAUCUGAAGAGUCAACUGUUCAGGAGCAUAAAGGUUGUGCUAUUUACAGCCAAGAUAAAUAUAUUGAUGCCUUGUGGGCCUGUAGCAAUCUUGAUCAAUUAUUUGACUGCUAACCAUGCAUGGGUUUUCUUUCUAAGCAUGUUGGGUAUUAUUCCUUUAGCAGAACGUUUAGGAUUUGCUACCGAGCAGUUAGCAUUCUUUACUGGACCAACAGUGGGUGGUCUUUUAAAUGCUACAUUUGGUAAUGCAACGGAAUUGAUAAUAUCAAUCUUUGCACUGAAAAGUGGAAUGAUACGUGUUGUUCAACAGUCACUUUUGGGAUCCAUAUUGUCAAACAUGCUGUUGGUCCUUGGGUGUGCAUUUUUCAGUGGAGGGAUUAUUUUUAUAAAAAAGGAGCAAGUUUUUAAUAAGGCGGCUGCUGUAGUGAACUCUGGAUUGCUUUUAAUGGCAGUCAUGGGCUUACUGUUUCCUGCUGUGCUCCACUAUACCCAUACUGAAGUACAAUAUGGCAAGUCGGAAUUAGCCCUUUCAAGAUUUAGCAGCUGCAUUAUGCUCGUGGCUUAUGCUGCCUAUCUCUUUUUCCAGUUAAAAAAUAAAAAUACGCAUGAUCCAGUUCACGAGGGAGGAAGCCAGCAUGAAGGUAGCUUAGUUGAUGAGGAAGUCGCUGAGAUUUCUCAAUGGGAGGCAUUCAUCUGGCUUGCAAUUUUGACUGCUUGUAUUUCAGUCCUCUCUGAAUACUUAGUUGAUGCCUUACAGGGAGCUUCAGUUGCAUGGAGAAUUCCUGUUCCUUUUAUAAGUGUUAUUUUGCUCCCAAUUGUGGGGAAUGCUGCUGAGCAUGCAAGUGCCAUUAUAUUUGCCAUGAAGGAUAAACUUGACAUUUCCCUUGGAGUUGCAAUAGGAUCAUCUACACAAAUAUCCAUGCUUGGGAUCCCAUUCUGUGUGGUAAUAGGGUGGAUUAUGGGACAACCAAUGGACUUAAAUUUUCAACUCUUUGAGACAGCAACCCUCUUUAUUACAGUAUUAGUUGUAGCCUUCAUGUUGCAGGAUGGAUCUUCAAACUACUUCAAAGGUUUAAUGCUUAUUCUUUGCUAUCUAAUAGUAGCUGCCAGUUUCUAUGUACAUGUCGAUCCUGCUUCUGUUGAAGAUAAAUCUCCCCAGGGCUAGGAGUUAGGGAUUUAUACUUGUAGUCACAGAACUCAUGCUCAACCAUGUCCAGCUGCCUUAUGAUUUUUGGUCUUUGGUGCAAUACCAUAGCACAGAUUGGUUACUCAGAAUUUUAUGGUUUCGUUGUUCUCUGCCUCAUGGGAAAUUUCUGCUGCGGUAGGGCUGAAGAUUUAUUUAGAGAGCUUCAUUUAUGUAAUUUGUAGAGGAAAACUGGGAUGAUGUCAAAAUGCUGAACCAUAAUAAAAGAUGAUAAUUCUCUAACUGCUGUCAUUCUUUCUUUUCCCUUCAUUCACAAUUUUUUCUACUAUCAUCAUAAUAGUUGACAAGCCUAUUUAUAUUUCAAUUAUCAGAAUGCUGAUAGACAUGAGAAUAAUGUUUUUAUUGCUGAAGGUGGAAUACCCAG
Messenger RNA from Phoenix dactylifera (date palm), 2277 nucleotides. RefSeq names its product vacuolar cation/proton exchanger 3-like. Gene Ontology annotation, biological process: intracellular calcium ion homeostasis; calcium ion transmembrane transport. NCBI's taxonomy places the organism in Eukaryota, Viridiplantae, Streptophyta, Magnoliopsida, Arecales, Arecaceae. Gene Ontology annotation, molecular function: calcium:proton antiporter activity. Gene Ontology annotation, cellular component: plant-type vacuole membrane. The record is from RefSeq and is a predicted model, not a curated record.